CCAACUCUAAUACUUUUUUCCUACGUGGCCCUAAAGAGGAACUUCAAUAUUAAAAAGGACGCUGUCAUUCUAGCGGUGACACAAAGAGCAUGUGAAAUGCAGUCUCAGAAAAACACGGAACUGAGAGGUUGAGGCUGAGGUGAAACAGAUCCUCUCUCAGUCCUGCACUGAGCUGUGAACAUGGAGAAAGUGUUGGUGUUUUCUCUGCUGGUUUUGGCCUCUCUUCGAUCUGCUUCUACUGAGGAGAAGUUCAUCAAGGAAGGCGGUAGCGUGACGCUGGACUUGAGGCCCGCUCUUUCCGAUCCGAUCACCAUCAUCCAGUGGAAGUUUAAAGAGAGUAUUCUGGCAGAAUGGGUGAAAGAUGUGCUUGAUUUGACCUAUAACAGAGACAACAUCAAACUGAACAAAGUCUCUGGAGAGUUAACUAUGGAGAAAAUGGCCACAGAGGAUGCGGGUGUGUAUUCAGUGGAGGUUAACAACAACGUGCAAAAAGUGACACACAACGUUUUAGUGAUCAAAGAUGUUCCCAAGCCGGAGAUAUGGGUCUCCCCGUUGACAUGCAGCGAUGAAAGUGACCAAUGUAACAUGACCUGUGAGGGGGACACCACCGGGGCUGGACCCGUCACUUAUAGCUGGAAGACCGGGGAUGAAGAGUGGAAAGAGUCGGAGAAAGUCAUGAACAUCACCAAGAAAGAGCAUGGAGACGUGAAGACCUUCACCUGCAAGAUGAAGAACCCAGUAAGUGAGAAAGAAAGUGAUCCACUUCCAAAUAGAUUCUUGCCUGAGAGUUCUGGAGUACGAUAUGAAGCUGUGUUGAUCAAAGAAGUGCUGAAUCCGGUCGUGUCCUCGUGGGGCUGCUGGAGGCUGGGAGCCGGGCCUUGGACUGAGUGGAGGCAGCUUCAUCUGGAUGUCCUGCUCAGGGAUCCAGAGCAACAUGGAGGAGGGUUCUGGUGCAGGAUGGAGGUCCCGGACCACCGUGGGGAAGAAAGAGCAGCCCACAUGAUUCUGUUCCUCCCUGCAGACUCUGGACUCUGGAUCAAAGUGUUGGGCGCUGUGAUGAGAUCCCUGGCUCUCCUCGCCCUGCUGGGGGUCGUGGUGUUCGCGGUGUGGAGGAACAGAGAGACUCUCAGGAAACUGAUGUGUCCGUGUCAGAGCAGAGAGAGUGAUUAUGAAAAUGAAGCUUAAAGAGGGUGCUUGCUUUUAUUUCUUAAACAUGAUUAUAGCACGUCAGCAGUGAAUGCAGUCAAAUAUGAAAUUAAAUAGUUUCAUGUAUUACUUUGCAUAUGUUUUUUGUUCAAUGGUGACAAUAUCAUGUAUUAAUUUGUCUUUUUUUAUACUUUUGUUCCUUAUUAACACACGGGAACUGAUGUGUCCGUGUCAGAGAGAGAGAGAUUAUGAAACUGAAGUUUAAAGAGGUUGUCACUUUUUUUUCAAAAUGACUCUGCCAUGGUACAAGGCAACAGGCAAACAGGACACACAGACGGAAAUAUGCAGCCAUGCAGAGAAACUGACAUAUGGAGAGUAC
This is a messenger RNA of Trematomus bernacchii (emerald rockcod), 1525 nucleotides long. RefSeq lists its product as uncharacterized. The transcript has 2 exons. The record is from RefSeq and is a predicted model, not a curated record. NCBI's taxonomy places the organism in Eukaryota, Metazoa, Chordata, Actinopteri, Perciformes, Nototheniidae. The coding region runs from base 181 to 1185 and encodes 334 amino acids.